Molecule: messenger RNA, 969 nt
Organism: Dovyalis caffra
Lineage: Eukaryota; Viridiplantae; Streptophyta; Magnoliopsida; Malpighiales; Salicaceae
Source: the annotation of a GenBank genome assembly
AUGAGCAUCUUUUCUUUGGUAACAGGAAGGCCUGGUCCUAGUGGGUUCGGAUCAGCUUCUACUGCUCAGGAGGUCACACAAGGGAUUGAUGCCACCAAUCUUACUGUCCUUAUCACUGGUGGGGCAAGUGGAAUUGGUUUGGAGACGACAAGAGUGUUGGCCUUACACAAAGCCCAUGUCAUUGUUGCUGCCAGGAACAUGGAUGCUGCAAACGAAGCUAAACAGCUUAUUCUUGAAGAGGAUGAGAAUGCCCGUGUUGAUGUUCUAAAACUUGAUUUGUCCUCUCUUAAAUCCGUAACAGAAUUCGCUGAUAACUUCAACGCUCUCGAUCUGCCUCUCAACAUCUUAAUAAACAAUGCUGGUAUCAUGUUCUGUCCCUACCAGCUCUCAGAAGAUGGAAUAGAGAUGCAAUUUGCAACAAAUCAUCUGGGUCACUUUCUUUUGACAAAUCUUCUUCUUGAUAAAAUGAAACACACUGCAAGAACUACUGGGGUUGAGGGGAGGAUUGUGAACUUGUCAUCAGUUGCCCACAUUCACACUUAUAAAGAUGGGAUUCAGUUCGAUAAAAUUAAUGAUAGGAAGAGCUAUUCUGACAAAAGGGCUUAUGGUCAAUCCAAGUUGGCAAACAUAUUACAUGCUAAAGAGCUUUCCCGUUGCUUUCAGGAAGAGGGUGUGAACAUUACUGCAAAUGCAGUCCAUCCAGGGUUAAUUAUGACAAAUCUCUUCAGAUACUCUGCAAUUUCAAUGAGCAUUUUGAAGUUUUUUUCUUUUUUCUUAUGGAAGAAUGUACCUCAGGGGGCAGCCACAACAUGCUUUGUAGCAUUGCACCCGAGUUUGAAAGGUGUUAGUGGGAAAUACUUUGUGGACUGUAAUGAGAUGGAACCCAGUGCAUUUGCUAGAGAUGAAGCAUUGGCAAGGAAGCUGUGGGACUUCAGCAAUAAGCUGAUUGGUUCUGUUUCAAAAGCAUGA